Astrephomene gubernaculifera is the source of this 2182-nucleotide messenger RNA. The record is from the annotation of a GenBank genome assembly. NCBI's taxonomy places the organism in Eukaryota, Viridiplantae, Chlorophyta, Chlorophyceae, Chlamydomonadales, Astrephomenaceae.
CAAGGAGACUACGGAUUGCCGGCGACUAGUACAGGUUUUGUUUCCACGCACGUCGCUCAGUCGGUUGGCUGACCAACAUUGACUUUAGUUCAGUUUGUGGCCCAAUUGCAUAACUUCCCUCCAUAUAGCUAAACGAUUAUCGGCUUCUUUUUCUCUUACACGCUAGUAUCCCGCCAAUGAAGAGGUUCGGGAUUCUAUCAGUUACCGAGGCUUUAUUGCGGACAAGAUGUUCGCAAAUUAGUCUUCGGAGUAUCUCGGAGCGGGGCUUAGGCCGCUUCGUCGCAGCCUACUCGACCAGCGAUGCAGCUGACAAGCUCCACAUUUGCGUUGUGGGCUCAGGCCCUGCGGGCUUCUACACUGUUGAUCGGCUGCUCAAGCGCUACGGGGACAAGGUGCACGUCUCCCUCUUGGACCGACUGCCCACCCCCUUCGGUCUGGUUCGGUCCGGAGUCGCUCCCGACCACCAGGAUACCAAGAACGUGAUCAACCAGUUCAGCCAGGUGGCCUCCGACCCGCGGGUCAGCUUCCUGGGCAACGUGACUGUGGGGCAGGACGUGCAGCUGCGGGAGCUGAGGCAGCUGCACCACGCGGUUGUGUUGUCGUACGGCGCCGAGAGCGACCGGCGGCUGGGUAUCCCCGGCGAGGAGGGCCCGGGUGUGCUGAGUGCGCGCGAGUUCGUGUGGUGGUACAACGGACACCCGGACGCAAGGGGGCUGAAUCUGGACCUGAGCAAGGUCCGCUCAGUUGCCAUCUGCGGUAUCGGCAACGUGGCCCUAGACUGCUGCCGGGCUCUGCUGGCCCCACCCACCCGCUUCCAGCCCACUGACAUGGCGGCACACGCGCUGGGGCAGCUGCUGGGGGCGGGGGCGGGGCCGAGGGAGGUGCACCUGGUGGCUAGGAGGGGGCCGGUGCAGGCCGCCUGCACGCCCAAGGAGCUCAAGGAGUUGCUCAGCGAGUGCGGAGUGGAGGCGGGCACUGCGGCACCCGACCAGCUGGCUGUAUCUGAGGCGGACGCAGCUGAGAUGAAGGCCACUCGCCUCAAGCGGCGCGUGCAUGAGCUGGUCAGCAAAGCGGUGGCAGACAGCCUGAAGCGGCAGCAGCAGGGCGGGGCGGGGGAGCGACGGCUGUGGUUCCAGUUCUACCGCAACCCGGUGGAGGUGCUGCGGGGGCCGGACGGGGGAGUCACGGGCCUCCGAGUGGAGCGCACCGCAGUCCGCCCCGGCCCCGAGGGCGGUCCUGCAGUAGCGGUGGGAACCGGGGAGUACGACACCCUCCCCUGCCAGCUGGUGCUCAAGAGCAUUGGGUACAAGUCGCUGCCGCUGCAGGGGGUUGCGUUCGACAGCCGCCGCGGAGUGGUCCCCAACGUGGAGGGGCGGGUGCUGCAGGCGGUCCCCGAAGCCUCCUCCACCGCUGCUCCUCCCCCAGUGGACCCGGGGCUCUAUGUGGUGGGCUGGCUCAAGCGCGGCCCCACCGGCAUUGUGGGAACAAACCUAGUGGACGCAGAGGAGACGGCUGCAAGCCUGGGCGCCGACACGGAGCAGCUCAAGAAGGCGGCUGAGGUGACCCACGGGUCGGCGGGGCCGGCGGGGUUGGCGGGGCUGCGGUCGCUUCUGAGCGAGCGGGGCGUGCGGGUGGUGAAUUGGGGGCACUGGCGGCGGCUGGACGAGCAUGAGGUGGCUGUGGGGCAGGCGGCGGGGCGGGUGCGGGAGAAGGUGACGGAUGUGGGGGAGAUGCUGCGGGUGUGCGGGCUGGCGGCGGAAUGAGGGCUGAGGGGUCGGGGGAGUGAGUGACGGGGGAGUGCGUUAGGGUCCAUGGAGGAGAAAUACCGGUAUUGGCAAUGCAAACAUUUUUGAGGUAGUAAUCAAGAUAAUGGACAAUGACUUCGACUUGAUGUUUAAAUAAGUACUGUCCAGCUGGGAAUUGGUGGUGUGAGUGGUGACUUGAGCGGCACAGGGGGGGCACGUAUGCAGGUGGGAUGCGGGACAGGUGCAGGGCUGGAGCCACAGGUGCGGGGUUGGAGCCACAGGUGCGGGCCAGGUUUGUUCGUUCCUAUGUAUGCGUAUGUGGUGCUUGUGAGAUAUGGGGAUAAACAGCAAGAAGAUGCAGUUAGGCGCGACUCUUGGAGGCGAACAGGGAGUCGUUGGCACUAGCAGUGCGAGUGGAGGUGGCAAAUGUAUCAACA